Coffea eugenioides is the source of this 2958-nucleotide messenger RNA. Its product is annotated as granule-bound starch synthase 2, chloroplastic/amyloplastic. NCBI's taxonomy places the organism in Eukaryota, Viridiplantae, Streptophyta, Magnoliopsida, Gentianales, Rubiaceae. The transcript has 8 exons. Gene Ontology annotation, molecular function: alpha-1,4-glucan glucosyltransferase (UDP-glucose donor) activity. The coding region runs from base 261 to 2624 and encodes 787 amino acids. The record is from RefSeq and is a predicted model, not a curated record.
CAUUUCAUUUCCACCUCCAUCUCACAACACUACUGACUACACCCACCCACGCUUCACUUUGGCGCCACAACUCACCAAGCUGACUGCCGCCCAUAACACCCCGUCCCCCCCUCGGGAUUCCGUUCAUUUUUCAUCCACUGGGUAUGACUAUUCUGUAGUUUUUCCUGCUCUGCUGCUCUCCUCACUUCCUUGAAAUCUUAAACCCCCCUUCCCCAAAAAAAAAACUCUAAUUUCUCACAGUCAAAUCAUCGAACGCCGUAAUGGCGUCGUCGACAGCGUCCUUUCCCUUCGUGAUUCACCCUGCUUUAGACAAUUCAGUUAUUCCCUACAGUGGAAAUCAUCGUCGACCCAAGUUGCCUUUGCUAGCAUUUAGGCCGAGGAAGUUUACCAGCGAUUCCAAAUUUGGAAGUUGUGGGCUUUUGAAUGAAGGUAUUGCGAGCCUAUCUUCAUGCUGCGGCUCCACCAUGACUAGGAAGUGGACGCUCCAGCGCUUUAACGCCACAGGCAGUGGCUCUGGGGAAGUUCAGAGUGGGGAAGAAUCGGACGAUGCUUUACAAGCCACAAUUGAGAAGAGCAAGAGAGUUCUGGCUAUGCAGAAAGACCUACUUAAUCAGAUUGCGGAACGUAAAAAAUUAGUUUCAUCUAUAAAAGAUAGCAUUAUUGACCAGGAGAAUGACAGCACCCUUUCAACUGUUAAUGUUGCAUCAGCCAAUGGAACUGAAGAAGAUGAGGUACUGACAACUGAUGAGGUGAAUGCACCUGGAAAGAACCUGCUGCGCACAGAAACUUCUUCAAGUGCAAGUUCCUUGGAGCAGUCCAAAGACACUAGCAAAGAGAUUUUUCAGUCCUAUAAAGAUGCUUCUGCACAUGUAAACAAGCAGUCUAGAAGUGCCACUUCUGCCGUAGGAACUUCCAGUUCAAAGAUUUCCUUUGAUGUAGAUUCGGAAAACCAAUUAGCGAGUAUAUCAACAGAGAAAAUUCCAUCUGAUCUGCCAUCCUUUCUCUCAGAGACCAGUGCAAAGUUGCCUUUGGAAGAUAAGCAACAUGAAGAUUUCGAAAAAUCGAGUGCACAGGAGGUGAAUGUUGAUAAAGAAGAUUCUGGGGGUGAAAAAGUAAAAGCCCCUCCAUUGGCUGGCAUCAAUGUUAUGAACAUAAUAUUGGUUGCUUUAGAAUGUGCACCAUGGUCCAAAACAGGUGGGCUUGGGGAUGUUGCUGGAGCUUUACCCAAGGCUUUGGCUCGGCGAGGACAUAGAGUUAUGGUUGUUGCACCUCGGUAUGGUGAUUAUGCUGGAGCUCAAGAUACAGGGGUUCGGAAAAGGUAUAAAGUAGAUGGUCAGGAUAUGGAGGUGACGUACUUUCAAGCUUACAUUGAUAGUGUUGAUUUUGUUUUCAUUGACAGUCCUUCAUUUCGACAUAUUGGAAAUGACAUAUAUGGGGGCAAACGUGUGGAUGUUUUAAAGCGCAUGGUUCUGUUUUGCAAAGCUGCUGUUGAGGUGCCUUGGCAUGUUCCAUGUGGUGGGGUCUGCUAUGGAGAUGGAAAUUUGGUUUUUAUAGCAAAUGAUUGGCAUACAGCAUUACUGCCCGUGUAUUUGAAGGCACAUUAUCGUGAUCACGGAAUAAUGAAAUAUGCCAGAUGUGUUCUUGUGAUUCAUAACAUAGCUCACCAGGGUCGCGGUCCUGUGGAUGACUUCUCUUGUGUUGAUCUUCCACCACAUUACUUGGACCUUUUUAGGUUGUAUGAUCCUGUUGGAGGUGAGCACCUCAAUAUAUUUGCCGCAGGGAUAAAGACAGCUGAUCGUGUUGUCACAGUGAGUCAUGGAUAUGCCUGGGAGUUGAAGACAUCUGAAGGUGGUUGGGGCCUGGAUGGGAUAAUCAAUGAGAAUGACUGGAAACUUGCGGGUGUUGUUAAUGGGAUUGAUACAAAAGAUUGGAAUCCUGAGUUGGAUGUUCAUCUUCAGUCAGAUGGUUACACAAAUUACUCACUAGACACCUUGAAGACUGGCAAACCCCAAUGCAAAGAAGCAUUGCAGAAGGAGUUAGGUUUGCCUGUCCGUGACAAUGUCCCCUUGAUUGGUUUUAUUGGAAGGCUUGAUCACCAGAAAGGGGUUGAUCUUAUAGCCGAGGCAAUUCCUUGGAUGAUGGGCCAGGAUGUGCAGCUGGUCAUGUUGGGCACUGGUAGGCCUGACCUUGAACAGAUGCUUAGGCAAUUUGAAGGACAGUACAGCAACAAAAUUAGAGGUUGGGUGGGUUUUUGUGUAAAGACAGCUCACCGGAUAACUGCAGGUGCAGACAUUUUGCUGAUGCCGUCAAGAUUUGAACCUUGUGGACUGAAUCAGCUCUAUGCUAUGUGCUAUGGUACUGUUCCUGUUGUUCAUGCAGUGGGGGGUCUAAGAGAUACUGUGCAGUCUUUUAAUCCUUAUAAUGAGUCUGGGCUUGGAUGGACAUUUCAAAGGGCUGAGGCAAAUCAGCUGAUCAACGCGCUAGGGAAUUGCUUCCUCACAUAUCGCGAGUACAAAAAUAGUUGGGAAGGGAUUCAAAGACGUGGUAUGUUGCAAAACCUAAGUUGGGAUAAUGCUGCUGAAAAGUACGAGGACAUACUCGUUGCGGCGAAGUACCAGUGGUGAGUCAUGAAGCAUACAUAGGUACUGAUUGACACGAGGAGCAAUACAUUGAAUCCGCAGAAAGCUAAAAACAAGUGAACUCCUUUUAUCUCCACAAGGAAAACCUCUGAACAAUUUGCCAGGAAAAUAUCCAAAGGCUUGGCUUCACUUCCUCAAUGUUGAGUUGGGCAGAAUUUCAGAUGUCUGCAUUAAAAAAGAUUGCUUGUACUGUUUGUUAAAUUCUAAGCUAGGAAAUUCCCAGAUGAAUUACUUUUUAGACAACUUUUAUUCCGUUGUUGUCAUCUGGGACUUGAGAGGAGUUUUUAAGUCUUUACAUGAAACCACAUUAACUUUGAAA